AUGCCGCAGCCGUCAGCGCCGCUGCUCCCCGCGGGCCCGAUGGUCGUGAUCACGGUGCGGAAGGGCCAGGCCGGGAAGGAGAUCGAGCUCGACGACCCCAACAACAGGGGCAGGAAGAUCAAGGUGAACGUCCCGCCGGGGGCCAAGGCGGGCCAGAAGAUGGCGGUGCCCGUGCCGGAGGUCGGGGAGUCCGUGGCGGCCGUGGCGGAGAAGCAGCAGAAGCACGGCGCCGCCGCACGGCUCGCGCUGGGCGUCGGCGGCGUCGCUGCGGUGGGCGCCCUGGCGGUGGGCGGCGUCGUCCUCGGGGACCACCUCACGGGCGGGCACCUCGGGGUCGCCGACGCGGCCGAGGGGUACGCCGAGGACGUCGCCGACUGGGCGCCCGGGGCCGCAGAGGACGCGGGCGAGUGGGCGGCGGGCGCCGCCGAGGACGCGGCGAGUGGGCCACGGGGGCCGCCGAGGACGUCGCCGACUGGGCGCCCGGGGCCGCAGAGGACGCGGGCGAGUGGGCGGCGGGCGCCGCCGAGGACGCCGGCGAGUGGGCCACGGGGGCCGCCGAGGACGUCGCCGACUGGGCCGAGGGCGCGGGGGAGUGGGCGGAGGGCGCCCUCGAGGAUUCGGUGGACUGGCUCGAGGGCGCCGCGGACGACGUCGGGGACUUUGUCACCAGCCUGUUCUAGGCGCCAGGCCCGCACCGUGCUCGGUAGUCGGCCCUGGCGCGCCUAA
Prorocentrum cordatum is the source of this 726-nucleotide messenger RNA. Lineage: Eukaryota; Dinophyceae; Prorocentrales; Prorocentraceae. The record is from the annotation of a GenBank genome assembly.